Molecule: messenger RNA, 1131 nt
Organism: Seminavis robusta
Lineage: Eukaryota; Bacillariophyta; Bacillariophyceae; Naviculales; Naviculaceae
Source: the annotation of a GenBank genome assembly
AUGCUUCCUGAUGAGGAGAGUCCUGGCGACUUUCCGGAAGGAUUGACGCCAUCUGCUUUGGAUGGGGUCAACAGCACCAGUCAACGAGAUCCGACCCUUUUGGUGUGGGAUUUUUCUCCUUCUUCCACUACUACUGAGAAUGACAGCAGUAAGGCAGAAACUCAAGACAGUGCCGAUCAAAGCGAUUAUGUGAAAAUCUACCUGAGAACGCCCAACCACGAAGAUGAAGACGAGGGCAAAGAAAAGGCAGCUACUACAGAUACAGAACACCACCACUACCACUACUCAGAUGUUGCUACUACUGAAACAACAACACAACAAAAGUCGGUUGAAAAAGAAGAAGAUGCCUGCCAGGACGCCUGUUCCAUGGCCGUUCAUCGACUCGAUAUGGAUACGUCCGGUUUGGUCGUCUUUGGAAAAACCAAAUCGGCCGUAUCCACACUCCAUCAAGUCUUUCGACAAACCAAUGACAAGGACAAGAAGAGCAAAAAGAAGAAGAAUCGACAACAACCCAUUCCGAAACAGCAAUCCAGCAUUCAAAAAGAAUACGAAGCUCUCGUCUGUGGACACUUUCCCGUGAAUGCCGGACACAUUGAUUUACCCCUCCAACGCGACGUCCAUCAUCCGCCCUUUAUGCGCGUCUCGACACCCUUUUCGGAAACACUGGCGCGCAAUGUCGUGGAUGCCCUUCGACAACGCAACUGGACCAACUUGUCCAAACGAAAUCCCAAACCCAGUCAAACGCAAUUUCGGGUCCUCCAACACGAGUUUUUGCACGACCAGCCAGUCACCCGACUCGCCCUGACACCGCUCACGGGACGGACCCAUCAAUUGCGCGUCCAUUGUGCCGCCGUGGGAUUCCCCAUUGUCGGAGAUCCUGUCUAUGGUCUCUACGGAGAAUCGGCGUUUGCCGGGGGAUUGCAGCAUAAUCGUGUGGAAAUUGUUGGAAAGAAUACUGAUAGCACUUGUCAAGAAAAGGUCGUUUGGAGGGCACCCAUCGCGUUGCAAAAGGAACUGCUACGAGUGCAUCCACCCGACGAAACGUACAUGUGUUUGCAUGCCAAACGAUUGGGGUUUCCACAUCCAGUCACAGGAAACGAAAUGGAGUGGCAAGUGCCUCCCAAAUUUUGA